UCCCCAUCACCCGGAAAUACAACCACAAACGGCCUCUUUCACAUCACGCUCCCAACAUGGCAGUGAAUCUCGCAGACCUCUCCCUGCCUCAGCUAGAGGGACUGAAAACCCAACUCGAUCAGGAGAUUGAGUUCUUGACAUCUUCAAUAGGUCAACUCAAAGUGGUCCAGACCAAAUAUGUGGAAGCUAAAGAUAGUUUGAAUGUCCUGAACAAAAACAAUAAAGGAAAAGAAUUACUUGUGCCUCUUACAAGCUCUAUGUAUGUCCCUGGAACAUUAAAUGAUGUGGAGCAUGUUUUAGUGGAUGUGGGGACAGGAUACUAUGUUGAAAAGAACGUCGAGGACUCAAAGGGAUUCUUCAAACGCAAAAUAGACUUUCUCACAAAGCAGAUAGAGAAAAUUCAGCCAGCCCUUCAGGAAAAACAUGCCAUGAAACAAGCUGUGAUUGAAGUAAUGAACGUGAAGAUCCAGCAACUACAACAGAGCCAGCAGUCAUCAGUUGGGACCACUAAGGCUUAAAGUGAACACCUGUUUGAACUCUUCAGUAUUGCAGGAAGGGGGUGGGGGGUUGAAGUUAUGGGCACAAAAGAAAAAAAUGCUUCUGUUUCUGUUUGAAGUAAGUGCACAAGUCUUAUCACAAGGAAAUUAUAAGUAGGUUCUUGUCAUGGUAAAGAAAUGAUGUGUACAUGAUCGAUUUUAGAUUAAUUUAAAUUGGUGUCCCAGGUUUGUCAAAUUAAAGAGGUCAUUGUGCAUUCAACGAAAAUUAAAGUUUUUUUUCACUUA
Molecule: messenger RNA, 782 nt
Organism: Scomber scombrus (Atlantic mackerel)
Lineage: Eukaryota; Metazoa; Chordata; Actinopteri; Scombriformes; Scombridae
Gene: pfdn5
Product: prefoldin 5
Exons: 6
Coding region: 57-518 (153 amino acids)
Biological process (GO): regulation of DNA-templated transcription; protein folding
Cellular component (GO): prefoldin complex; cytoplasm
Source: RefSeq, a predicted model, not a curated record